UUUUCCAAGAUGGCGUCGGCGCGCGGCUGAGGCGGAGGAGCGGGCCCAACCCUGGCCUCGGAGGCGGCCGCCUUGCCUUCUCGCUCCGCCCCUCCCCGUCCCUCGCUCGGAGCAGGCGGAAAAGGGGGCCCCGGGCGCCGUGGGAGGGAGGAGGGAGCCGGGGCCCCGACCCCAGGAGCCUCUGGAGGCCUCACCCCUCCUCAGCACCAUCCCUCUCCUCUCCGCCUCAGGAGCCAGAGCGCGCGACGCCCCCUUCCCUCCCUCCCUCCUUCCUUCCCCGCCCCCUCCUCCUCCUCCUCGGUCUCUCUCUCUCUCCUCACGCGAAGCCCCUUCUUCUUCCUCCUCCUCCUCCUCGGCCGGCCUGGGAACGGGGGGAAGGCCGAGGCGGGUGGCUGUCAAGGCGGAGGAGGCAGGUGAACUCAGAAAGAGAAGAAGCAGAAGCAGAAGGAGCCCCACGAAUUCAUUUGAUGCUGCCCGCUCCAUCUAGAGGAGAGUUCAAUUGGCAACUCUCUGCUGAAGAUAGAGGCACAUGUAUAUGACGUCCUAAGAUUCCUUUAUCCGGUUUAUGUGAUUUACUGAAGAGUCCGGUUUUUCGUUUCCCCAUGAAUUACCUUCCAGUUCUGGAAAGGUAGAGGCGUGAACUGACUCAACAUGAGUGGCCUUGGGAACAACUCCAUGGACCCGGCAAACCCGGAUUCCCAGAAGAGGAAGGGGUCGCCGUGUGACACUCUGGCCCAGAGCAAUGAGAAACGGCGCCGGGAGCAAGAGAACAAAUACCUAGAAGAACUCGCAGACUUGCUUUCCGCCAAUAUUGGAGAGAUCGACAGCUUGAGCGUCAAACCCGACAAAUGCAAGAUCCUGAAGAAGACCGUCGAUCAGAUCCAGCAGAUGAAAAGACUUGAGCAAGAGAAAACAGCUGAUGAUGAUGUCCAGAAAUCCGAUAUCUCGUCCAGCAGCCAAGGAGUGAUUGAGAAGGAAUCCCUGGGGCCUCUCCUUCUGGAGGCGCUCGAUGGCUUCUUCUUUGUCGUGAAUCGCGAAGGACGGAUCGUGUUUGUGUCCGAGAAUGUGACCAGCUACUUGGGCUACAACCAGGAGGAACUCAUGAACACAAGUGUCUACAGCAUCUUGCACGUGGGAGACCACGCCGAGUUCGUCAAGAACCUCUUGCCCAAAUCGCUCGUCAAUGGCGUCCCUUGGCCCCAAGAAUCCACCAGGCGCAACAGCCAUACUUUCAACUGCAGGAUGCUGACCCGGCCACCGGACGAAUCCGCCGCAGAGAACCAGGAGGCCCGCCAGCGCUACGAGGUCAUGCAGUGCUUCACCGUGUCCCAGCCAAAGCUGAUCAAGGAGGAAGGAGAAGAUCUGCAGUCCUGCCUGAUAUGCAUCGCACGAAGAUUACCUCGAUCCACUGUCCCCACCACAUCAGAAUCUUUCAUGACCAAGCAGGAUACUACAGGUAAAAUCAUUUCCAUCGACACCAGUUCGCUGAGAGCGGCAGGCCGGACCGGCUGGGAAGAUCUAGUGAGGAAAUGCAUCUAUGCUUUCUUCCAGCCUCAGGGCAGGGAGCCAUCUUACGCCAAGCAGCUAUUUCAGGAAGUGAUGACACGGGGCACAGCCUUCAGCCCAUCCUACCGGUUCACACUAAGCGACGGGACUGUCCUGAGCGCCCACACCAAGUGCAGGCUCUGCUGCCCGCAGAGCCCGGAGAUGCAGCCUUUCAUCAUGGGCAUUCACAUCAUUGAGAGGGAACAUGGCCCACUGUCACCUCAAGAUAACACUAACUCCGGAAUGCCUCUUCCUCGCGUCAAUCCCUCUCUGAACCCCAACAUUUCCCCUGGGCAAGGCAUGCCUCUGUCUACCCAACUCCCUCCCACCAACAAUGGAAACAUGUUACCGGCCAAUCCGGGCCACCCGCCAGGACCGGGCCUGCAUGCCAAUAGCGGGGGUGCUCCCGCCACCGGCCCGACAGGCUUUGGAUGUUCACCGGGGAGCCAGAUGGGACCGAACGUUGCCUUAAGCCAGGGACAGGCUGCUCCCCAGAACAGCAGCCACGCCAUGAACCUCAGCAGCUCCCCCAUGAACAGCCCCGGGGUCACCCCGCCACAGUUCAUGUCCCCCAGGCAUCGGGUCAGCCCAGGAUUGGCCCAUCGGCCCAGAGUGCCAAGCAACCCCUUUUCCCCCACGAUGCCCACCACACACUCCCCCGUGGGCAUGAUGGGCGGCUGCAGUGCCGGCAACGCCGUUGGCAACAGGCCUUACCCCGGCACCCCCUUAAACUCCAUGCAAGGACUUAGAGAAGGGCCCAGCCCCCCGGUGGGCUACUCAACCCCCUCCCCUGUUUUGCGGCAGCUGAGCAACCAGAACUCGCCCAGCCGGAUGAGCAUGCCGCCCAUGAAAACAGAGCCAAAGGACAGCAAGGAGAUGGGCUCCAUCCUGUGUGGCAUGGCCCAUUCUGACAGCAUCUCGGGCGACAACAAGCCUUUGGACUCUAGUUUGCUGCACGGCAGCGACAGACUCUCAGAGGGGGACAGCAAGUGCUUACAGGCCACCAGCCAGAAGCUAGUCCAGCUCUUGGCCACCACGGCUCAGGAGCAGUUGCGGCACGCGGACGCCGACACCAGCUGCAAAGAGCCUUUGUCUUGCACGGGCACCUCCGGGACCCCCUCCUCCGGGAACCCUGUGGGCAGCGCCUGCCCCUCCUCCCACAGCUCCCUCACGGAGCGACACAAGAUCCUGCACCGGCUCCUCCAGGAGGGCAGCCCCUCGGACAUUAACUCCCUGGCCAUGGAGCACGACAAAAAGGACGGUGUGGCCAGCGGGAACGCCGCACAGAACCAAGGCCCGGGAACCCCGGACAUGAGGCUGGAGGCCGAGGCAAUGAAGAAGAAGGAGUCCAAGGACCACCAGCUCCUCCGCUACCUGCUUGACAAGGAUGAAAAGGAGCUGGCCUCUAACCCCACCUUGAGCCUGGAUGACGUGAAGGUGAAAGAGAACCCGGAGCAACUGGAAUCCUGCAGUGUGGCUCCCAAGCAGGAGGAGGGGAAGCUGCAGCCACAGGGACAGUACGCUUCCGACCUCGACCAGAUCUUGCCAUCGCUGGAAAAAGCCGCCCAGUUGCCGCCGGGCCUCUGUGGAUCGGAGACGGCCGAAAGCGGUGGCAUCUCCAUCAAGUCCGAGAUCUUGACCCCUUCCCUCCAGCCGACCACCGCAGCACGAACUCCCACUGGGAUGAGCUCAGUGAAUGGUGGCCAGGGCAUGCAGGCCGGACGGUCCCCCUAUGAAAUCUGCGACCCUUUGGAGCCAGUUCAGCCUCGGACGGCGCCCUUCCCGCCCAUGAACGGCAGCCCUCACCCAGGGUUGCCCCCCGAGCUGGCCAGAGGCGCCAUGCCUGGACCCACUCCUUACCAGCCCGACACAGGGUUGCCUGAACUGGAAUUGGGAGUCUCCGACCAUCAGUUUGGACAGCCAGCAAUGGGAGAACAGCUCCCUUGGGCAGACAACGCCAUGACCUCCAUCAACCAAGGACCCAUAAGCAAGCCAGAUGACCACUGCAUCACAUCUCAGCUGGACGAGCUCCUGUGCCCCCCAACCACCCCCGAGGGGCGGAACGACGAGAAAGCCCUCCUCGAGCAGCUGGUCUCCUUCCUGAGCGGCAAAGAUGAGAACGAACUGGCAGAACUGGACCGCGCUCUUGGCAUCGACAAACUGGUCCAGGGAGGUGGCCUGGAGGCGCUGACGGAGAGGUUCCAGCCACAGCAAGCAGCGCCAGCCCCGCCACCCAUGGCCAUGGAGCAGAAGCCCGGCCUGUACCCGCAGCCUUACCCCUCAGCCUCCCCCACCGCCAGCCUCGCCGGCCCCUUCCAGGGCAUGGUCAGGCAGAAGCAGUCCUUUGGGCCCAUGCCGGUCCAGGUCCCUCCGCCUCGGGGGGCCUUCCCGACCAACAUGGGGAUGCAGCCACGGCAGGCGCUCAGCCGGCCCCCUACAGCACCCAACCAGUUGCGGCUGCAGCUGCAACAGAGGCUCCAAGGACAACAGCAGCUGAUACACCAAAAUCGGCAAGCGAUCCUGAACCAAUUUGCUGGGAACCCUCCGGGCAGCAUGGGCAUGAGGCCCGGGAUGCAGCAACAGAUCACAGGGCAGCCGCCACUCAACGCACAGAUGCUGGCCCAGCGCCAGCGCGAACUCUACAGCCAGCAGCACCGGCAGAGGCAGCUCAUGCAGCAGCGCGCCAUGCUCAUGCGGCAGCAGCAAAGCUUUGGGAGCAGCCUGCCCCCUUCAGCUGGGGUCCCGGUGCCCUUGGGGGCCGGGCGCCUCCCCCAGGCCCCCCCUCAGCAGUUCCCUUUUCCUCCCAAUUAUGGUACGAAUCCGGGGAACCCUCCGGCCUCCACCAGCCCCUUCUCGCAGCUGGCGGCAUCCAACCCGGAGGCAGCCCUGGCCAACCGGAACAACAUGGUGAACAGGGGGAUGAUGGGAAGCGUCGGAGGACAGUUCGGCACCAACAUGAGCCCUCAGAUGCAGCAGAACAUCUUCCAGUAUUCGGGGUCAGGGAUGGGUCAGCAGGCAGAGGCGGCCUUUGCCCCUUCGCUCAGCCCCGGCAGCCCCUUGAUGUCGCCCCAGAUUCCUCCCUCGCAGAGCCCCAUGCUCCAGUCAGCCCCACCCACGCCGGGGUACCAGUCGCCCGACAUGAAGACCUGGCAGCAAGGAGCCAUGGGGAAUAACAGCGUCUUUGGCCAAGCUGGGCAGAACCAGCCCUCACCCGCCCAGCAGGGAAUGUACAACAACAUGAGCAUCACCGUCUCCAUGGCUGGAGGGAAUGCCAAUGUCCAGAACAUGAACCCGAUGGCUGGGCAGAUGCCCAUGAGCUCCCUGCAGAUGCCCAGCAUGAACCAGCUGUGCUCUGAGCAGGUGAACGACCCAUCUCUCAGACCCACAGGCCUCUACUGCAACCAGCUCUCCUCUGACCUUUUGAAGACAGAAGCCGAUGGCGCACAGGUCCAGCAGGUCCAGGUCUUUGCGGACGUCCAGUGCACGGUCAACCUGGUGGGCGGAGACCCCUACCUGAACGCGCCCGGCCCGGUGGGCGGCCAGAAGACCCCGGGGGGCUCCCAGACGCCGCAAGCCCAGCAGAAAAGCCUCCUUCAGCAGCUACUGACGGAAUAGCCCCGCUUUUCAACGACGACGACGACAAACAAACAAAAGAAAGAAAAAAAGGAAUGUGAAAUUUAAAUAAUAAUAAUUAAAACGUACAGAGAUAUAUAUAAAUAUAUAAAUAUAUAUUAUAUAUUUUUCUGAGAUUUUUGAUAUCUCAACAAAAAAAAACACUUUCAGCCAUUCUUCUCCUUCUUCGGCUCUCGUAGUGUUUGGAGCAAAAUAAUUUGUUUUCCUUUCUAUCUUUAUUAUUAUUUUUUCCCUAAAGGUGUUGGAUGUCAGCAAAAGAGCGACAAGACGGAACAGUUGAGCCAAAAUUUAGAGAUGAUCCUUAUUUUUGUAAUCAGUUGCUGGCUUCUUAUCCCUGAUGGAGGUUCUUUGUGGGGUGGAGCGGCGGUGGGGCGGAGCGCGAGAGGGGGAAAAAGGGCGUUUUGCUGGGCGUUUCGGGAGAGGAGGAAUCGGGGGGGGAUUCGGGUUCUCAGUUUCAGCUGGAUCUGUCACUGAUUUGCGCCUUCAGCCGAACGGGAAUCAGGGGGGACAAUCCUGCCCGUCUCUUCUGUGGGAAGAGACGCUUUCCGCUGUUGAAGACACGCACCCUUCGCCCCCCAUCGCCCGCCCCCCAUCCCCAACCUGUUUGUGCAAUCAGCUUUUUUCUAGCAAUCGUGAAUUUGUCAAUUUUGAGGAAAGCAAGAAUGAUAAGAAUUAUGAUGAUGAUAAUAAUAAUAGUAAUAAUAAUUAAUGACAGAGUAUUUUGACCCACCCAUUUCCCCCCCAAAACCCCUUAUGUUUUAUUACCGGUAUAUAGACCGCCUCCCUAAGGUGUGAAAAAAAAGAGGCCUCUGUAUAUAUAUAUAUGAGAAACAGGGUGGGUUGGACUCUCACACAAAAACUAAUAUAAGUACAGUUUGGGGGAAUAAUUGCAAUAUUUUUAGCGGGAGGGAGGAGGAGGGGGAGGAGGCCACAGCCGCUCUGAGAGCAACGCACCAAGUGCCCUCCGGACCGCCGUCCUUCCAUUCAUUUCCAUAGGACUUACGCCCCAAGUCCUGUCCGAAUGAAGGGAGGGAUGCGCAGCUCUCGGCCAAGUCGCCUCCUCCGGCCACUAUUGUAGAUAUUUUUUAAAAAGAAAGAAAAUCAGAUUAAAAUUAAGCAGUCGGUUCUCUGCUUUGAUUCUGUUUAACAGCCAAAGUAGCUUAAAACUAUUUAAAAAAAUAAUAUUGAUUAUAAUUUUUUAAAAGGCAUUUAUUUGCAGAACGGGAGACAAGCUUCUUUGCCGCCCACCCCGCCCCGCUCUCAGGCCUUUCAAUGUAAAUAGCUCAAAACAAACAAACAGACAAACUUCUUGUACAAUUUGGUUUCCUUCUUCUCUUUUUAGUUCUCUUAAAGGGGAUUGCUCUUAAAUAGCAUUGCUUUUUGGAGGGGGCGGGCGGGGAGGAGGGGGCUCUUUCUUUCCUCUUUCUGGAAUUUUGUUGGAUGUGUGAAAAACAAAAAAAAACUGUGUAGCUUUUUGUUAAUUGAAUUUGCAAGAGUUUAAAAAAAACAAAGAGACAAAA
This is a messenger RNA of Anolis sagrei ordinatus, 6698 nucleotides long. The record is from RefSeq and is a predicted model, not a curated record. Lineage: Eukaryota; Metazoa; Chordata; Lepidosauria; Squamata; Anolidae.